AUGAUAACAACAUGGUCACCAAAUUCUGACGACAUUGAAGACAAAAAAAACAUCGAUUUAUUAUAUGAUUUAUGUAAGAAAAAUGAAGUCGAAAAAAUUCGAAAAAUAAUACCAUUUAUUGGCAACAAAAACAUUAUAAAUCAAAUUCAAACUUCGACUGGUUCAACAUGCUUACAUGUGGCAUGCUAUUAUGGACAUCGAGAUGUGGUAGAGAUUCUAUUAAACUAUGGCGCUCUACGCUCGAUAAGAAAUUUAAGGCAUGAUUUAACACCCUAUGAAGAAGCUCAUACAGAUAGUAUAAAACAGUUGUUUCUCGAACAACGAAAAUUAUUUUCCAACAAUGAUUAUGAUUACAUUCAAUGGUCCCUAGUCGGAGACGAUCUUCUUGAUAAGAGACGCAGUUUUCGUCAAAUUAUCGAUGUGUAUAAAACCUAUGACAAUCAUACUCUAAUAUCAAAACUAAUUGCUGAAUUUAUUCAUUACUAUUUAAAUGACUAUCUGUUGAAUCUCAGCAGUGACACUGGCAACCCGGAAGAUCGAAUGACUCCUGAUCAGAUCAAAACUCUUGAAGAUUGUUUUAGAAAUGCCAUCGAAAAAAAGGAUUAUUUAACAUAUUUUAUCGAAGCGUAUACAUUAAACAGUGGUUUUCACAAGGUAUUAAACAGACACUUGGCUAUGUAUAUACUAGACUAUUUUGAUGAAUCGAAACUUUUCCUACCAACAUAUCGUCUUGUUAAUUGUCUUGCUCAUAUUGUCACACUUUUAAUUCAUCAUCCGGAUGUAUCUCGAUAUCAAUACCGAGGUUCAUGUUAUCGUGGUAUGCGAAUAACACAAAAUGAUUUGAAUCAAUACCAGUUAAAUCAGCAUAUGCUCAAUUGUUCGUUUCUAUCAACAUCUACCGAUCGUGGAGUAGCGGAAAUGUUUGCUGGCGAAGGAGAACAGUCGAAUAUGAGACAUACUCCCAAAGGUGAUAGAGCAUUACAAUAUUCUUGUGUCUGCCAAUAUUCAAUCAAACAAAGCGCAACAGCUAUUGACAUCCAAAAAUUAUCUAUAAACUCCGAUGAAAACGAAGUUUUAAUUCUUCCCUUUACUGUUUUUAAAGUAGUCUCAAUUAAAUGGAAUGAUCUGGAGAAACCUGAAACAAAAAUUUCAAUUGAGAUUGAAUUAGAAGAAUGUGAUGAUCCUAAUGAUCAUCGUAUAGCACCAGUUUCAACUAAGAUUGAAUUAGAAGAAUGCGAUGAUCCUGAUGAUCAUCCCAAACAAUUAGAAAAAAUUAAAAAAAUCAAACGAUUCAAGUAUUGCAGCAUCAAGGGAUUAUUAUUACAAUUAGUUUUGCUUUUUCUUUUAAUUAUAACAAUUUUUAUUGUUUUCAAAAACACCAAACGCUUCAAUAAAACUGGCACACACGGGACAACAUCUAUCCCUCAAUUAUUACAAGCACCGACUUGUAAGGAUGGUAUGAAGAACCUAGAUGAAACCGACGUCGAUUGCGGUGGUGAAACUUGCAAGCGAAAAUGUUCACCUCAGCAAGGUUGUGACUCAAACUCAGACUGUACAAGUAACAACUGUAAUACAACAACGAAGAAAUGUCUAACACCGACUUGUACGGAUGGUGUGAAGAAUCAAGAUGAAAUCGAUGUCGAUUGUGGUGGUACAGUUUGCGCGUCAAAAUGUUUACCUCAGGAAGGUUGUAGGUCAAGCUCAGACUGUACAAGUAACAACUGUGAUAUAACAACGAAGAAAUGUCAAACACCGACUUGUACGGAUGGUGUUAAGAAUCAAGAUGAAACCGAUGUUGAUUGUGGUGGUGCAACUUGCUCGAAAAAAUGUUUAUAUCAGCAAGGUUGUAGGUCAAGCGCAGACUGUGCAUGUAGCAAAUGUGAUACAACAACGAAGAAAUGUCUAAAAUCAAAAUUCAAUAAAUGGAAACAAAAUGCUAUCACUGUGGCUGGUGGAAAUGGAGAAGGACAAGAAUUAAAUCAACUCAAUGAGCCUCAUGGAAUCUUUAUUGAUAAAAACAAAAAUAUUUUUAUUGCUGAUCGUUGGAAUCAUCGUAUUGUUGAAUGGAAAUAUAAUGCAAAAAAAGGACAGAUCAUUGCAGGUGGAAAUGGCAAAGGAAAUCAAAUGAAUCAAUUGAAUAAUCCAACAAAUGCGAUAGUUGAUCAACAAAAUCAUUCGAUCAUCAUUGCUGAUCAUGGAAACAGACGGGUGAUUCAAUGGUUAAAUCAAAAUCAACAAAUUCUCAUUGAAAAUAUUUACUGUUUGGACUUGGUAAUGGAUAAACAUGGAUUUCUUUAUGUUUCUGAUUUUAAGAAGAAUGAAGUGAGACGAUGGAAAAUCGGAGAAUACAACAAUGACGGAAUUGUAGUGGCAGGUCCAGAUGUCGAAGAAGAUGAAUUCGAUCAUCUCAAUUCUCUAGGUUCGUUCUUUGUUGAUGAAGAUCAAUCUGUUUAUGUAUCAGAUGAUGACAUUAAUCGUGUAAUUAAAUGGAGAAAAGAUGCAAAAGAAGGAAGAGUUGUGGCUGGAGGAAAUAGUGAUGGAGAAAAUCUCAAUCAAUUGUAUUCACCUCAAGGAGUAAUUGUUGAUGAUUUAGGUCAAAUCUAUGUGGCAGAUUCUGGAAAUCAUCGAGUAAUGCGUUGGUGUGAAGGAAAAAAAGAAGGUGAAAUUGUUGUUGGUGGAAAUGGUCAAGGAAAUCAAUCAAAUCAAUUGAAUUAUCCCAUAGGUUUAUCUUUUGAUGAUGAAGGAAAUCUUUAUGUUGUUGACUAUAAUAAUCAUCGAAUUCAAAAAUUUAAAAUAAUUUUGUGA
Molecule: messenger RNA, 2805 nt
Organism: Adineta steineri
Lineage: Eukaryota; Metazoa; Rotifera; Eurotatoria; Adinetida; Adinetidae
Source: the annotation of a GenBank genome assembly